UGAUCAUCAGGGGCGUACGCGUACUGGCAAGGCUCUCAUAUAUCCACUUUAUCCUCGCUUGCUUAUAUCUAGGCUAACGAAACAGAAGACUUAGCCUUGUGUCGCAUGGAUGGUGUGUCGUUGUGUGCAACGGCGAUUGUGGGAUAGGCCAGAACAUACUAGUGACGCCGGCAUCGAAUUCACGUGGAUAAAGAAAGAAUACGAUAAAACAAACUUGUGCUGAUCCAUAGGCAGGUACGCAGAUCUCCACGGAGAAGGACGCAGGGAUCAGUGCGGACGACGACCCGAAAUCGUGUAGAUAACCAGCGUCCUCCGGGACUGACCAGGCGGCGAUGGCGGGCGUCGACAUCGAGGUGGCGCCAAUGCGGAGCCUGGAUGACUUCUUGGCCAACUCGGCGCGUUUCCAGAUCCCCAACUACCGCGACCCGGACAGGUGGGCGUACCGGGUCAUGCAGAACCUGCUCUACUACCAGACCAACUACUUCUUCUCAGCGGUGCUCAUCUUUCUGCUAGUCGGGAUGCUGCACCCGCACAAGUUCCUGUGCGGCAUGCUCGCCCUGGCCGUCGUGUUCGCCAUCUUCUACUACAUUACAAACAAGCAGGCGGUGGCGUCCCACUUCAAGCGGGAUCACCCGCUGCUCAGCCUGACGCUGAUCUUCUCCGGAGGCUACUUCAUCGUCUACAUGCUCGGAUCGGUUCUGGUCUUCUUGUUCGGCAUCUGUUUGCCGUUGCUGGCGGUGCUCGUUCACGCGUCCAUGCGGUUGCGGAACAUGCGCAACAAGCUGAUGAACAAGAUGGAGGCUGCUGGACUCAAGAGGACGCCGAUGGGUCUUUUUCUUGACGAGCUUGGGGUGGACAGUGACAAAAUCGUCUUCUGAGCAGGCUCGCAGCUGGCUUGUGGUCUGGGUGCUGUCUGCUAUCGAUGCUUGCUUAGUCACUUGCCAGAGCGUAUGGGUAGAAAUAGAACGGUAUGUCAAUUGUGUGCUGUGAUUGCACCCAUAUUUCCCUGUUUACCGCAGCUUUCAAGAUUAGCGUGUAGAAUUCAAAAUCUCUUCUCUCUGAGCACCUUGCUUAUCUACGACCAGCCCAGAACUUAUAGUUGAGCUGCUUCCGCGCUCGUGAGAGCUGAGUCUUGGUGUAUUAGUAUGUUAUAUGAGGCCAGUGCAUGCAGUUUUCGGUGCGAUUAGCUCGAAGCUUUGACAGUUAAGCCGUUGGUCAAGGUGCAAAUUAUGAUAUCAUUCCAGCUGAUGGUUACGUUAUUUUUCGUGUGCUGUGAUAUUUCUUUGCGUGAAGCCAUUGGAAAUAUGGUGUGUUUGUCUUUGGAAAUGUUUGGCGGUCCAUCCGCAGUUUUAUUUAAUGUAUCCCUCUUUGUGUUUGUAACCGUCAGCCGCAUAAUGAAAUAUCAGGGAACGUGCAUGA
Pollicipes pollicipes is the source of this 1419-nucleotide messenger RNA. Its product is annotated as PRA1 family protein 3. Lineage: Eukaryota; Metazoa; Arthropoda; Thecostraca; Pollicipedomorpha; Pollicipedidae. The record is from RefSeq and is a predicted model, not a curated record. Gene Ontology annotation, cellular component: membrane. The coding region runs from base 333 to 878 and encodes 181 amino acids. The transcript is spliced from 5 exons.